Molecule: messenger RNA, 4347 nt
Organism: Ictalurus punctatus (channel catfish)
Lineage: Eukaryota; Metazoa; Chordata; Actinopteri; Siluriformes; Ictaluridae
Gene: spmap2l
Product: theg spermatid protein like
Exons: 5
Coding region: 2655-3368 (237 amino acids)
Source: RefSeq, a predicted model, not a curated record
UGAAAUGAACUGUACAAAAUAACUAAAAUGUAAUUUAUUUUAGUUUUGCACAAGCUUUAAGGCUAACAAGUAAGGGAAACUUCUAACCAUCAGUUUAGCAUCAAGCAUGUCAUGUGUCUAAAUCAUCACACAAAAGCUGCCUCAGGAACACCGUUACUACGAAACUUAAAAGAAGCACAAGUGCUGCACAAGUGCUGCAGUGUGAUGAAUCCUGAUGUGAAGCUGUUGUUUUUCAAUAACAGCACAUCCUAAAGAGUGUUAUUCCUCCUGUACAACAGCAACAUUUAGCGUUCAUUCCUGUUAUCACCUACUUGGUGAUAACAGAGGAAAAUAAUCAACAAUGCAAUCAUGUGAUGCAUCCCAACAAGAAACAGAGAGCCGUCACCCUGAGGCUGAUUACUUUCCAAUAACAGUAUGUUGGGGUUUUUUUUACUGUUCUUAUUUCUUAGCUAUUUGUUUAUCAAUUUUUAUUAAUUAAAUAAUGAGAUGUACCACUUUUUUUAUAGCUAAUAGUUUCUAAUUUUAUUUAAUAAGCUUUAUCCAAAAAGAAGUUUAUUUAAAAUUUAUGUAAAGUGUCUCCAGAGUCACCACUCUGUAAGAGUUGGAGCUAAAAUAGUAACUCCAAGUUUUCCACCACAAGAAAUUCUUCAGGAUGAUGGCUGUUGCGCUUUAUGUUUUCUCAAUAACAAGCUGCAUUUUUUUGUCUCUUUAACUUCAAGAGAAACUGGGGGAACGACUGUUUGUAGCUGUUAUAAGUCGUAAAUACACUUUGGGACGUGCUGUAAUUGGAAAAUAAUAAACUUUGGGGUGAUAACAGUAGUUGGGCUGUGUAACACUACAUUUCAUCAGUUAAUUUCCUACAACAGUAUGCACUGAUGUAUUUUAUUCCUUAAAGCCCGUUCACACCAAGAAUGAUAACUAUAACUAUAUAGCAGAAUGAUAUCGUUGGGAUCACUUUCAGAAUGAUAUUUUCCAGCUGAUAAACAAUAAAACACUGACAGCCAAUCAGAAACCAUUUUGAAUUUAAAGCGUUCGUGCAUUUACAAUGGCAGACAACAUUGCGGAGAAGCUAAUUGCUGAGGUCGAAAAAAACCCUCCACUGUUUGACAAGUCAAACCCCCUUUACAAUGAUACUUUAAAGAAAACUGAUAUAUGGAAAACAAUUGGUUACACCCUUGGAAUGAAUGGUGAGAAAUAUUAACAGAGAUGAGAUCAUAAUGCCAGGCUAGCAAACAAAAUUACCUCAAGUAUCCAGCGCUAGUUUCGACAACAUUGUCCUGCUCACUUUGAAAUUACAGUGAAAAAGACUAGGUGUUGUUUUUAUUCCACUACAUUGACUACGUUAGCUAAAUUCACUGUCUAGGUAGACUGUCUUCUUUCACGAUGUCCAGGACGCCUUGAAACUGAGAUUGACUCAUACGGAAGUAUGAAUAAAAAUUGUCUUCAAAGACAACAACUCUCUAAUCAGAGUGACAGAUUCUCCCAACUCCUCUCGUGUUCGAAGGAUAUCACGUACCAAAAAGUGUCUGGUUUUCCUUUGAUGUUUUUGUGUAACAUAAAUCAUCAGCAGGUCAUCUACAUCCAUUUUCACUUUAAAACCACAGCUCUAGAGCUAAACAGACCGUUUUAUCGUUCGUUAGUGAGGACGCAAAUAUAGUUAUCGUUAUUGUCCUUGGUGUGAACGUGCCUUUACACUAUCAGCUACAGAUUUUAUAUUUAUUUUGGAUGAAAUUUUCUGAUUUCACUGCAACCCUACCUGAUUGAAAAUCAAGCUCAGCUUUCCCCUGCAUCACAGACACACAAAUGAGAGCACGGCCUUCUAUUGUAACUCCAUGCUACUGGAUCUGUGCUACUCAGAGCCAUGUGACACCAGUAGCUCAGGUAACAGGCACCGUGGAAACGCUUGAGAGUUCCACUCGCUGAUUCUGCCACCUGAGGAGCAUGGCGUCUCCGAAUACGAGUAAUGUCUCUGGGUGAUAGCUAACAUAUUCUUACUGUGCAGAAAUAUUUAACAACAUUAUGUUUGACAUGUUGUAGCUUUGCUUUUUUUUCCCCCACAGGGCAUUUCAGCUCAACUCCCUCACCCAGGUAAAGAAGGCGCCAUGUUCGUAAUUCCUAAGUAUGUUACAUUGUUGUCUAUUGUCGGGCACUGAUUUUAUUUUUCAGAAUCCUGCAGCUCGCUCGGCCCCGAGAAUCUAAAACAGUUUGGCUCACAACUCCACAGUAAGUCCUCUAGAGCUUUAUAGAUAUUGAGACCUUGAUAUUAUGUGGGUAAGUCAAAUUAAAAUCUUUUUUAAUUGAUUAUUUUUGCAUUGUUAAUUGCCAAUAGGUGACAAAGAAGUGCAUCAUUUUUCUGCAGAAUUUCCAUGUCAUUCAAUGGAAGUGUUCCAGCGGUUAGCGAGAGUCCAGAUUCCUCUAGAAAUUUUUUUAUUUGAUUUUAAUUAAUGUGGCACUUUUAAUGUUUUCAUUUGACUCACCAUUGUAUAAAGGAUUUAGCUAAAAGUACUUGAAUUACUUAAAUUGCAAAAACGUCUGAUAACAUUUUCGCUUUGUCAUUAUGGAUUAUUGUGUGUAGAUUAAUAUCAAAUAAAAGUACAUUUAGUCCAUUUUAAAUGAAAUCUAUAAUACAGUAAAGUGUGCAAAAAGUGAAGGAAAUGCAAAAAGUCGACUCGAAUAAGUGCGCCUUGGUAAAUUCUCAGAUGCACCCGGUUUUCCUGUGUGUUUGUGUACAUCUACAUUCACACUGUAGGAAGGUGACUUGGGGCAACCAGGAGACAAUAUGGUCGCCAUCCAGGACAGCAUUAAUAGCCGUACCAACAACAAGGAUUCUGGCUCUGUCACAACCCAAAAAAGAUUUGUCUGCCCUCAGUCAAGACCUGCUUAGGAAAAAGCACGAGGGGAUUGAAGAAGCAAAGAAGAGGAGCGCGUGUGUUCCUUCCAGUACAGCACAGUACGAACAUGUCGCGCGCCUGGCAACCCCAAAUGUUCGUCACAGGAGCUCCCAGGCAGUGAGCCCCCCUCAUACAAAGCAAUGUGAGCACAAUUGUCCUGUGUGGCACAUCAGCCCUGUGGUGCAGAAUGCUGUGGCCUCUCCACGCAUUCUCCAGCUUGCUCAGCCCAGAAACACACACCCUGAGUACAAGAGCAACCGCCAGGUAGAAACAUGCAUCUCGUGUGCAGCUAAAUCAGCUCAGGCGAGUCCAAGGCUUGAGCAGCUUUGUGUGCCCAAAGUGCGAGAGAGCAAACUUUUCUACCAGCUUGGCCAUCCUGAGAGUACCAUCAGGCCUGUGUCUAAAGGAGCAAGAAAAGCCACAGCAAGCGCUCGCGUGAGAGAGCUCUCGAUCCCAAAGAGCUAUAUCCCUCCCUGAAAAAAAGAACUAAAGAGACAGAGACCUCAUAAUCAGCAGCGUUACUGUCAUAGUUAAAGAACAGAGAGAGUGAAAACAAGAAUAACAGAUGGACUUAAUAAAUGACCACACUAAUAAGCAUAUAAAAGGGUUUCUAUAUUUUUCUUUUCUUUUCUCUUUUGUGCUUUUGCUGUCUGUAGGCCUCAGACUUUACCUUGGAACGUUUCAGUCUGAAAUGGGAAAGGUUGUGUUAUUUUAAGCAAAAUGCCAGAAUGGUAAACACUGCAAACAGGAGAACUUUUCUCAGUCGAUCAGUGUGUCUUUUGUGUGUUUUUCACAUCAGUUCACACAGCUUUAGUUUCGGUUACGCAACAAGAAUGAAGAGUCGGUGUGUGGGGGGAAAAACGUUGCAACUCAAACACAGACCUUCUUUAAUAACUUUACAGAGUAAACUGCUUCUGUAUGUGAAUGUUGAUCCCAAUGACAUUUCUGAAUGUGAUAUAAGUAAGGAAUAAAAGAGGACGGGUCAUACUGUUGUAGGAAAGUAAUCAAUGACAGGGUGGUGCGAUGCAGCCAAUGUGAAGAGUUUUAUUCCUCCCAUACCACAGCAAUUUGUCAACACUAACAAUUUCUUUGAUUCAUUAUAGAACAUGUUGUACAUGUUGUAAAAGGAGACUCCUUUUAAAACUGCUAAAUAAACAUCUCCUCACAGAGAACAUCAAAUCAGCAAUUACACAAUUUAAAAAAUAAAAUAAAAUCUGUUUACUUGGCACAUACACCAUACAAAUUCUGUCAGAGCUGCUAUUGUAGAAAAUUAAUCAACACCCUCUGACCAGUCGGAAUCAUUUUGCCUCCACCUAUUUGUUUUGGAUUAUUUCCUUAAUUCCUAAGGAAAGUUUUUUUCCCGCCAGUUAUUUUGUCUUUCACUUCAUGGUCAUAUGGUUUUGUGUAAUUGUAUAAUCUAUUUUCUUCCAUUUGUUUUUAGUGUUUAAAAUAAACA